Molecule: messenger RNA, 746 nt
Organism: Erigeron canadensis
Lineage: Eukaryota; Viridiplantae; Streptophyta; Magnoliopsida; Asterales; Asteraceae
Product: protein PROTON GRADIENT REGULATION 5, chloroplastic
Exons: 2
Coding region: 213-596 (127 amino acids)
Biological process (GO): photosynthetic electron transport in photosystem I; response to high light intensity
Cellular component (GO): chloroplast
Molecular function (GO): electron transfer activity
Source: RefSeq, a predicted model, not a curated record
AGUAUGUAAAUCAACAAUAUUUUUGGAGCCACAAGCUAUAUGUGGUUCUUGUGCUUCAUCUAACCAAAGGUUCUAAAUUCUACACCAAACCCCCCCACAAAAAAACUACUAGUAUCUCUUUACAAACACACAUUAACCACAUAAACAACAAUCCUCAUUCUCAUUAACAACCAUUUUUCCAUCUAGCUUUUACAUCAUUAGAAUUCAUUUUCAUGGCAAUUACUUCAUCAGUUAAUGCAAUAGGGUUCUCUUCAUCUUUCCAUGGAAGUUGGGGUACUUCUGUAGUUGGUGAAGAUUAUUCUACCUUGGUUGCUAAGACUAAAGUACAAACCAUGGUUCGAGUUGGGAAGCCGUUAAAAUCCGGGCCAAGGAUGGGUAAUGUCAAUGAAGGAAAAGGCGUGUUUGCGCCGUUGGUUGUGCUUACUCGUAAUAUCGUUGGAAAGAAACGGUUUAAUCAGAUCAGAGGAAAAGCAAUUGCUUUACACUCACAGGUAAUCACAGAGUUCUGCAAAUCGAUAGGGGCAGAUCAAAAGCAACGACAAGGGCUGAUUCGUUUGGCAAAGAAAAACGGUGAAAAACUUGGAUUCCUGGCUUAAUUAGUAAUUUGCAUAUCAAAAAAGAUUCUAGAAUUUGAUGAGAAAGUACCUCCAUAGUAUGUAUGAAAAAUCUUUCCAGAUGUAAAUACUUUCUUCAUCUGGUAAACAUAUAAAUCGAAAUAUUCAUGUAUCUACACCUUAUUCACUUCA